Bradysia coprophila is the source of this 2077-nucleotide messenger RNA. RefSeq names its product Serotonin transporter (gene SerT). The record is from RefSeq and is a predicted model, not a curated record. Gene Ontology annotation, biological process: nitrogen compound transport; amino acid import across plasma membrane; sodium ion transmembrane transport. Gene Ontology annotation, cellular component: plasma membrane. NCBI's taxonomy places the organism in Eukaryota, Metazoa, Arthropoda, Insecta, Diptera, Sciaridae. Gene Ontology annotation, molecular function: glycine transmembrane transporter activity; amino acid:sodium symporter activity.
UGUCGAUUAUCGCAAGACCGAAGCGAACGUGCGGUGUGACAAACACAGAUCGGUUGUUUUUUAGUGGAAUUUUUUUUUUAUUAUUUUCGUUUCGAAUUUGCAUAUCGACACAAAAUAUUCAAAAUGACCGUUGCGGAAAACGAGACAAAGCAAAACUCACCAUCAACCGAGGCACCUGAUCGCGGAAACUGGGGCAAACCGAUUGAAUUCCUUUUUGCUUGCAUGAAUUACGCAUUAGGACUCGGUAAUGUAUGGCGCUUUCCUUAUCUCUGCUUCCGCAAUGGAGGCGGUGCAUUCCUGAUUCCGUUCCUUAUCAUGGUAUUACUUGUCGGAAUGCCGGUAUUCUUUGUGGAACUUGUAAUUGGGCAGUACAGCGCCCUUGGGCCUAUAAAAGUGUUUUCGUUUCUUACGCCUUUGUUCAAAGGACUUGGAUAUUGUUCGCUGGUAACAAAUAUGUUUAUCACCAUUUACUACAUGGUUAUCAUAGCAUGGAUUUUGUACUACAUGUGGGUAUCAUUUUUUCCGAAUUUGAUUUACGGAAAUUGUGAUAAUUCUUGGAAUACAGAGAAUUGUUACAGCAUGGCACGAGAUAUCUUAUGUCAGGAAAACAAUGCUGGAAACGCUAGCGAUCAGUUAUUCUUCCAAGGUCGAUGCCAGACCGUUGAAGAAAUUUGUUCUGCAAAUGGUCUGACGGGGCGUGAUGUUAACUUAUGCUUCAAUGGAACGGUGAGCCAGGAAGUUCCAAUCAACGAAGUAAUUACGCGGAAACUUGCAGCUGAAGAAUUUUUUUAUGAAAAUGUAGUGGGAAUCGGUAACGCAACGUGGACAAAUGACUGGGGCUAUCCUCAGUGGCAUUUAGCUCUGUGUUUAGCUGUAGCUUGGACAUUUGCGUUCUUUUGCGUUUUUAGAGGGGUGAAAUCAAUUGGCAAAGUUGUUUAUUUCACAGCCACAUUUCCGUAUGUUAUCUUAACGGCCCUACUCGUUCGUGCUCUGACAAUGGAAGGUUCGAGCAACGGAAUUUUGUAUUUCAUAUCGCCGCAAUGGGAGCUGUUACCAUCAGCAAACGUUUGGGCAGAUGCCACUAGUCAGGUGUUCUUUUCCUUUGGUAUUGCAUGGGGUACUCUGAUUGUUCUUGCAUCAUUUAACAAGUUCCAAAACAAUUGCCACUUUGACGCGGUUACCGUCUCGUUCAUUAACUUCGGCACAGCCAUUUACAAUGGAAUUGUGGUGUUUGCUAUUUUGGGCUUUCUAGCCCACAAAAUGAACGUGCCAAUCGAAACAGUUACAGCGUCCGGACCGGGACUCGUGUUCAUAACAUACCCCGAAGCUAUUUUGCUUAUGCCUGUGCCACAUUUAUGGGCUUUUCUCUUCUUCUUUAUGAUGUUGAUCCUGGGAAUAGGCACCCAGUUUGGUGCAAUUCAAAUGAUGACGUCAUCAAUCAUCGAUCAGUGGCCUCAUUUGCGAGAACACGAAUGGAGAGUUGUCGCAGGAGUUUGUCUGAGUUGCUUUGUUGCUGCUUUGCCGCUAAUUUGUCCAGGUGGAAUUUAUCUUCAAACGUUAAUCGAAUGGCACACAGCCAGUUGGAAUUUCUUCAUCAUCGGUCUGUUGGAAAUAGUUAUUAUCGCCUGGAUUUACGGCGUCAAUAAACUGUUCGCAAACGUCACCGAAAUGGGUAUGAAAAUACCGAAAAUCACCCAACUUUAUUGGAAGUGCACAUGGAUUGUCAUAACGCCAGCGGUUGUUGUAGCCAUAUUCGUUUUCAGUCUGACAGAUCUCAAUCCAACAGUGUUCCGUGGCUAUACGUUCCCGGAAUGGGCUGACGGCAUAGGAUACUUGUUCGGACUGAUAACCCUGAUGCCGUUGAUUGUAUUCGUGGUGAAGAAUUUGAUUGAUGUGGUUAGAGGCAAGCGGACGUUCAGGCAGUUGUUAACAGCAACAGAAAAUUGGGGACCACAGGAAAAGGAUGGAAUUCGCAUUGAUAGAACACAAUUGCCGUAGAACGGCAAGGGGGUUAAACGGUUAGAAAAUGUUAUUUAAGAUUCGUCAUUUUUAAUAAAGGAGUCGUUUCAAUAGUUCG